AUGACAACCAUUAGCGUUGCCAUGCAAUCUCCUCGGCCCGCGAUCAAAUUAAAUGCAACAGCUUCAACAGAGCCCGUGUCUAACAAGAGGAAAGCAUCAGAUACAUUAAAAGAUGGUGUUGCCAACCGCCAGAAAAUUACGAGAGCCUGUGACUUGUGCAAAGUAAAGAAAACCCGCUGUACCGGUACUCUACCAUGUACAAGAUGUACACGAUUGUCACUGCCAUGUAAAUACAACGCCGCAUACUCUCGGGGCCUACCACCAGACCCUCUUCCUGCAUCACCGAGUCCGCUUUCGACUCCGACUGGGCGUCGUGUAUUUGAUGGUGUGGAUGAGCUCAGGUCCAGCCCCAAUUUACAAGGCAGUGGUCGGGACGCGACUGUUACCGACGAUCUACUUUCAGCCCUAAACAAAAACAAAGACGAACACCGGCAUGUGGUAUCAUCGCGGAAUUCACCAGAGCCAGGAUCAACGGACUUUGAGGGUAAUUACCUCGGUCCUUCAUCCGGUGUGUCGUUUAUCAAUCGUGUAUGGAGCCGUCUGCAUCAAGAUAAAACGACGCACUAUCCGGAUGAACUCCAAAAUGAGUCCUCGCGGAAUACAGCCGUCUUUAUGUUUGGUGAUAAGCCUUACUCUAAUCCCCAGGAGCCGGAGUUCACCCUCCCGUCUCUAGAAAAGGCACUGGAGCUGGUGAGGAUUUACUUCGAUUACUCUAUGGUAACUUAUCGGUUUGUGCACAGGGGCAAUGUGGAAGAGUGGACUACACAGGUUUACCAAAAUAACAUCGGCCUCUCGAAUCUCCCUGUGGGAAAUAUGGUUGCUCGGACUGCUAUUGUUCUCAUGAUCAUUGCUGUGAGUACUUUGUAUGUGGAAAUGAGGCCCGGGGGGAUGGCUGGUGGACGGGGUGAAAGAUUAGAAAGUGAGCGCUGGUAUGCAGCAUCGAAAUACAUGUCCUCUCUCGAGUCAGGGCCGCCGCGACUGGAAACUAUCCAGGCCCGGCUGGGUCAAUGUCUCUAUCUGCUGUCAUCGUCACGGGCCAACGAAUGCUGGUACUCAUUCGGCACGACAGUGCAGAUUGUGACUGCACUCGGAUUACACAGGAAGGGGCCAGUCAGAGUCUCGAAUAACGGGUGCUCACAUCUAGAAUUGGAGCUCCGCAGGCGCAUCUUCUGGAGUGUAUACACUCUAGACAAAUACCUAAGCAUUAUGUUCGGAAGACCUCGACUGCUCCACGACGAGGACAUUGACCAAGAACUACCGGAAGAGACGAACGACGAAGAUUUACUGGAAGAAGAUCCGGCGCGAAGAACAGGAUCAACGGAUAGCAUGAUGAUUGCCUCUGUUCUUCAUUACCGGCGAGUCCCUCAUACCUACCCUGUACUUGUUAUACCCAUAUAUACCUGGGAAUCUAACACCAAACCCAGGCUUGGUCGUAUUCUGGGCGAUAUAUCACGUCAAUUAUACAGCAUAAAUACCCUCCCUCGAGACUCCCCUCUCGAGACCGCAAUCCGCCUAACGUCCGAACUCGAAAAAUGGAAAGAAAGCGUCCCACCCUUAUUCAACAGUGUUCACCCAACCAGUUUAAUCCCGCCCCUCUGCCGCCAAAGCCAAGUCCUCCAACUCGCCUACUCCCACGCCAUGAUCCACGUCACCCGCUCAUUCCUCUUGAACGAUUUCACAGACCUCAGCCGCAGACCGAAAGUCCCGCACCCGAUGGUCAGCUCACACGUCCAGAAAUGCAUUCAGGCUGCCGAGGACAUCAUGACAAUAACCGAUGGUCUCGCGCAUCAAGGUGUGCUGAUCCAGUCCUUCUGGUUCACGCAUUAUGUGUGCUUCUGUGCAGUUUUGGUCAUUUACAUCCAUACCAUCCAACAGCACCGUAAGGCAUUGGGCGGAUCUAGUUCGGCCUCUGUCUCUUCGGUCGGAAGUCCCAAUGACCGAGAUAAAAUGCGCCAGCUCUUUUCUCUCGCUGAGUCUUGUCAGCAACACCUUGCUGAGGCGACGCGCAAGAACUGUCCGAGUCGUCGCUACGGAAUUAUUCUGGAGGAGUUGAGACAGGAGGUUCAUCGGCAGAUUGGGUCCAAUGGGGUCUUUGCUGAGACUCGGACCCAUUCUUCUAACGUAAAUGACACUCUCUAUGUCUCGGGAGAGAGUUCACAGAAUGCGGAUGUAAAAUCCGUUCUCUAUGACACCCAGGCGGCUGAUUUCAUGAUGCCCCCAGCCGAUUUGGUGAUGAAUGCGGGAGACGAUGCAGGCUUACUUGAGAGCCUCGAGGGAUCGAUCUGGUGGGCUCAACUUGACUCAUGGGCCCUGUCUAAUCUCCCUAAUGACCCUUCUACAUUUAACUUUUAA
This is a messenger RNA of Penicillium hordei, 2352 nucleotides long. Its product is annotated as Zn(II)2Cys6 transcription factor. Gene Ontology annotation, molecular function: zinc ion binding; sequence-specific DNA binding; DNA-binding transcription factor activity, RNA polymerase II-specific. The coding region runs from base 1 to 2352 and encodes 783 amino acids. Gene Ontology annotation, cellular component: nucleus. Gene Ontology annotation, biological process: DNA-templated transcription; positive regulation of transcription by RNA polymerase II. NCBI's taxonomy places the organism in Eukaryota, Fungi, Ascomycota, Eurotiomycetes, Eurotiales, Aspergillaceae. The record is from RefSeq and is a predicted model, not a curated record. The transcript has 3 exons.